AUGCCGUUGAAGGACCCCCAAGCUGUGGUGGCACAGAAGGACGAGGAAAAGUCGGAGCGUGAAGAGAAGGCUGUCUAUGAUGAUACGGACUGGGAGCACGUGGGUGCAUCUAUCGAUGAAAAAGAAACGGCUGAAGAGGAGUGUACCGAAGACAAGGAAGUCAGCCAGCCGGGUCAGGUAGCCUCCGAGAAACCGGAGCGCCGGUGGCAGGGACGUCGAAGACAGGAGGAUGAGGCAAAAGGGAAUGUUGUUUCUGAGCUUCUGGACUGUUUUUAUGGGCCGUUUGAUGGAGUGUCCUAG
Molecule: messenger RNA, 300 nt
Organism: Colletotrichum tamarilloi
Lineage: Eukaryota; Fungi; Ascomycota; Sordariomycetes; Glomerellales; Glomerellaceae
Exons: 3
Coding region: 1-300 (99 amino acids)
Source: RefSeq, a predicted model, not a curated record